Eimeria necatrix is the source of this 444-nucleotide messenger RNA. RefSeq lists its product as hypothetical. The record is from RefSeq and is a predicted model, not a curated record. Bases 1 to 444 code for a protein of 147 amino acids. The transcript is spliced from 2 exons. Gene Ontology annotation, molecular function: ice binding. NCBI's taxonomy places the organism in Eukaryota, Apicomplexa, Conoidasida, Eucoccidiorida, Eimeriidae.
AUGCAGCUCGCGCAGCCAAAAAGGAAGAGGCUGCCUGCUGCUGCCGCUGGCCCUGUCGCUGUAAUUACAGCAGCAGCUGCUGCGACAGCAACAGCAGCAGCAGCAGCAUCGGCUGCAGCAGCAGCAGCAGCUGCAGCAGCAGCUGCAGCAGCAGCAGCAGCUGCAGCAGCAGCGUCAGAGCCAGUGCUGCUGCAGCAGCAUCUGCAGCAGCAACUGCAGCAGCUGCUGCAGCAGCAUCUGCAGCAGCAACUGCAGCAGCUGCUGCAGCAUCAUCUGCAGCAGCAACUGCAGCAGCUGCAGCAGCAGCAACUGCAGCAGCUGAUGCGGCUGCAGUUGCAGCAGGGAGUGCAGCAACUGCGGCAGCAGCUGCAGCAGCAACUGCAGUUUUUCAUUUAUAGAAAAGGAAGAGGCUGCCUGCUGCUGCCGCUGGCCCUGUCGCUGUAA